Rosa chinensis is the source of this 1212-nucleotide messenger RNA. RefSeq lists its product as uncharacterized. The transcript is spliced from 2 exons. The record is from RefSeq and is a predicted model, not a curated record. Bases 147 to 890 code for a protein of 247 amino acids. NCBI's taxonomy places the organism in Eukaryota, Viridiplantae, Streptophyta, Magnoliopsida, Rosales, Rosaceae.
AAUAUUGCUGGUUACCAUGGUAGAAACAGAGAUAGGUAAAAAAAACUCUCUCGUCCUCUGGAACCCUAGGAACCUUGCCUUUCACUUUUCUCGUUCUCGUCCGGCUGCGCCGCGGCGCUGGCCCCUGUCUCUGGCGGCGCCGGCGCAUGAUAGAUGCGGGUGGACGGGAUAUCUGGUUUGUGAGAGUAUCUUUGGCUCGGAAGCUGCGGUCGGAGAGGGAUUUCAUUUGCCUCUCUUGGUGUACGGAGGCGGCUGCAUCUGGGGUUGGGAUCAGAUCGGAUUUGGAUCCCGUGGUGUCUUGCGGCGGUUGGAGGGGAGGUCAGGCUCGAUGGAUAGUAGGAUCGGAUCGAUGGGUUGACGGGUUGGUGGAGGGAAACGGAGCGGAGGCGGAUCUUUAUCGGAUCGGAGUGGGGAUUGCUGGGCGAAAUCACGACGGUGGAUUGGGUGUAGCAGAGCCAUUCCGGAUUGGUGGAUCGGGAUCGCUGGUUGGUGGUGGGUUGGAGGAGGGCGGUCGUGCUGGCCUGUUUACUGGAUUGGAUUUUCGAUCUGGAUUUGGGCCAUACUGGUUUGGGAGUUUGAUGGGGUGUGGGAUCCUUCGCUGUUGGUCCAUCAGCGGCGGGAUGGCGUUGGUGGUGAGGGUCCGACCUUGGGGGAACUGCGGCGGCGGUGGCUGUGGCGAGGUGCAGCUGCUAGCUUGGACCGGCGGUAGCUUAGGCUUCUUUAUCCUCUCUUCGUUUCAGCAAUUACACAAUGCCAUAAAAUUUUUCUCUUCCGUGUUCACCUCUCUUCAUUUCGGAAAUACCGUCUUCAUGACUGUGGUUUCAUCUCUCUCUCUGACUGCCUUCAUCUCGCCUCUCAUCGGUGUUCGAAAUCGAAGCCUCAAUCCUUGAUGGCUGGCUGCUAGGCAAUUUGAUUCAGGGUUGAUUUGGGAAAAUGGGAACCAAAUCGAGCUGUUUUCUUCCAGUAGCUUCAAUUUCUUCUUCCUCUUCCUCUCUUUGUUCACUCAAUUCAAACAUGCCCGACUCUCCCAGAAGUGGAGGAUAUAUGGGAAUUGGAGAUGUGAUCUCAAUUGAAGCUGCUGAGAGAAGUGGAGGAUAUUAUGAAUGGGUGGACAUCUACUGGAAUUUAGACUCAUGAACUCUCUGUGUGGUUCAAUUUUGGUGCUGACAUUUAUUAACUACUUCAAAUGUUGUAUAUGCAGUUCAUUCUGAA